Messenger RNA from Haliotis rubra (blacklip abalone), 1092 nucleotides. RefSeq names its product solute carrier family 22 member 3-like. The record is from RefSeq and is a predicted model, not a curated record. The coding region runs from base 1 to 1092 and encodes 363 amino acids. The transcript has 6 exons. NCBI's taxonomy places the organism in Eukaryota, Metazoa, Mollusca, Gastropoda, Lepetellida, Haliotidae.
AUGCCGUUGUCGUUUGAUUACAGUGUUGUGGAGGAAUCCAUCCGUUGGCUAUUUGCCGAAGAUCGCAAGGAAGAGGCCCUACAGUUGUUGAUACAGGCCGCUGAGAUUAAUCAUGUUGAUACCAACACGAUAUUAAGACUCUACUAUGGUCAUGUUAAGACCCUGAGUUCAAAUGAAAGCAAUGACAGUGUAAACAGCACUGGCGUGCCUGAAGAAACGACAUCACCUACAGCUGCUAUUGAACCACCCAGUUCAACAGUUCCAGAUACAACAUCAACAUCAUCGAGUACAGAGCAGCCCAAAGAUGUAAAACCAACAAUUCCUGAACAUGAAGGUGCAGCAUUGACAACAACGUCACCAGCAGAUCAUACAACACCAGCAGAGACAGCAGGGUCGGGUACAACAGGACCAGGGACGACAACAUCAUCAACUCGGGGAAGGCUGGUGAAGGCGGAAGAGCCCGAAUCACGUGGUUGCCUCGGUAUAGUACACGACCAACGCCUUCUGAGGCAGACCGUAAUUUUCGCCUACGUGUGGUCUGCUGUGGGCUUCUCCUUCCUGAGCUUGUACCUAGCGGAGACGGUGCUGGCCGACGAUCUGUAUCUUAACUUCUCUGUCAAUGUGCUGUCGGAACUUCCAGCGGGGAUCAUCUUCGUUUUGGUGGUCGACAGGAUUGGUCGGAAGAACACAAUGUUCCUUUUCUUUGGAACAGCCAUAGCGUUCCUCCUCGCAUGCACACUGGUUAAGGUUCUGGCAGAUGCUGCCAUCCAAGCCUGUGUGGUGCCUGUGCUGGGACUAAUCGGGAAAUCUGGUGUUGCGGGGCUACAACUGACGCUAUUCCUGUACACUGGAGAAAGCUAUCCUACAACUUCCAGAUUGAUUGGGCUUGGCAUCAGUUCUUUGGCGGCAAAGUUCGGAAAUCUGGGUGCUCCGUUCGUGUUCUUUUUUGAGGACACCAUCCCAUGGCUCCCGACGGCGCUGAUUGCGAUCCUACUGCUGAUAGCCACCUUGGCUAUCUUGCCCCUGCCGGAGACGCAAGGGAACGACUUACCAGAGAGUGUCCACGAUGGUGCCACGAUAUACGAGACAUGA